CUGUUUCUUUCAACAACCGACAGUGGGCCAGAAUGUUGACGCCAUAGACAACAACAACAAAAAAAACUUCGAUUCGCACGUGAAGUAGCCGUGAGUAGAUAAAAAAAAAAUAAACAUUAUAAAUGUCUCCUCACCGACCAUCAGAACUCUUUCUCCUGUGGAGCGUCUCGUUGAGUUGACUUCUCGAUGCGCGGAGUGUGGAAGCGUCGCUGUGGACGGCGGACGAUGGAGACCUCUGUCGGACUGUUCCUGAAGCUCGCGGGGUUCGUGCUGGUGCUGCUGUCGCCGCGCGCGUGCGGUGCUGACGGGGAGGAGGACCUGCCGUCGACGGGGAACGACAGCCUCUCGCCCCACUUCGACCUGGACGUGGCCCGCGAGGUGACGGCGGCCGCGGGUCGCACGGCCUUCCUGCGCUGCCGCGUGCAGCAGCUGGGGGACAAGGCGGUGUCGUGGAUCAGGCAGAGGGACCUGCACAUCCUCACCGUCGGCCUGCUCACCUACACGAGCGACGAGCGCUUCCAGGCGGUGCGCCCCCGCGGCUCCGACACGUGGACCCUGCAGCUGAGGUACCCGCAGCUGCGCGACUCCGGGGUGUACGAGUGCCAGGUGAACACCGAGCCCAAGAUCAGCCUGGCCUUCCAGCUGCGCGUCGUGGAGUGGAGGGCGCGCCUGCUGGGGCCGGCGGACCUGUACGUGCGCAGCGGCAGCUCCGUCGCGCUGACCUGCGUGGUGGGGCAGGGCCCGCACGACCUGGGCACGGUGCUGUGGUACCGCGAGGGGUCCCCGCUGGGCCCCCCGCGCGCCGUCGUGCACGCCGAGUGGCGGGCCGGGGAGCUCACCUCGCGCCUCGUCGUGCCGCGCGCCGCCCCGCGCGACUCGGGCAACUACAGCUGCGUGCCCACGGCGGCGCGCGGGGCCAGCGCCCUCGUGCACGUCAUCAGCGGGGAAUACCCGGCGGCCAUGCAGCACGGAAACAGUCCGUCUCGAAGCGUGUCUUUAUCUGUCUAUGUCGUCGUCUGCUGCUACACUGUUAUGUUAAUAAAGAGUAUGAGAUGA
Messenger RNA from Bacillus rossius redtenbacheri, 1056 nucleotides. RefSeq names its product zwei Ig domain protein zig-8-like. The coding region runs from base 187 to 1056 and encodes 289 amino acids. The transcript has 5 exons. The record is from RefSeq and is a predicted model, not a curated record. NCBI's taxonomy places the organism in Eukaryota, Metazoa, Arthropoda, Insecta, Phasmatodea, Bacillidae. Gene Ontology annotation, cellular component: neuron projection membrane. Gene Ontology annotation, biological process: synapse organization.